Messenger RNA from Choloepus didactylus (southern two-toed sloth), 1346 nucleotides. RefSeq names its product heat shock protein family B (small) member 6 (gene HSPB6). Gene Ontology annotation, molecular function: structural constituent of eye lens; protein folding chaperone. The record is from RefSeq and is a predicted model, not a curated record. The coding region runs from base 70 to 576 and encodes 168 amino acids. Gene Ontology annotation, biological process: protein refolding; response to heat. The transcript has 3 exons. Lineage: Eukaryota; Metazoa; Chordata; Mammalia; Pilosa; Megalonychidae.
GGGGAGCGCUAUAAGGCGGCUGCCGCGUACAUAGGGGCACUGCGGCGUCCGGGGAGGCAGCGGAGCAAGAUGGAGAUCCCGGUGCCUGUGCAGCCGACUUGGAUGCGCCGCGUCUCGGCCCCGCUGCCCGGGUUUUCGGCGCCCGGGCGCCUCUUUGACCAGCGCUUCGGCGAGGGGCUGCUCGAGGCCGAGCUGGCUGCGCUCUGGCCCGCAGCGCUCGCCCCCUACUACCUGCGCGCACCCAGCGUGGCACUGCCCUCUGCCCAGGUGCCGACGGACCCCGGCCAUUUCUCGGUGCUGCUGGACGUGAAGCACUUCUCGCCGGAGGAAAUCGCAGUCAAGGUGGUGGGCGAGCACGUGGAGGUGCACGCGCGGCACGAGGAGCGCCCGGCCUCUCCCCGCCCCCAGGAUGAACACGGAUACAUCGCUCGCGAGUUCCACCGCCGCUACCGCUUGCCAUCCGGGGUGGACCCAGCCGCCGUGACGUCCGCACUGUCCCCCGAGGGCGUCCUGUCCAUCCAGGCGGCUCCCGCGCCGGCCCAGGCUCCGCUGUCGCCGCCAGCUGCUGCCAAGUAGGGGUCCGGGCACUCCUGAACCCCGGGGCCGCCCCCGGCCCCUUCUUUUAAAGCCGACCUGACUCCGCCCAGCCAGAUGUCCCGCGGGCGCCAAGACCACACACCCCCAUCCGGGACCCCGCCCCCUCCAUCGAAGACCGAGUCCUGAUACCGUGUCCUAGACCCUUCCACCGACAAUCCCUCCAACUUUCGGACCCUAUACCAGCACUACCCCCAGCCUCCAGCUCCCCUCCCCACUGACCCCAGAUCAAUCAAGGCUUUACUCCCCCCACACCCCCCACCCUACCCCCAACUGUUCCAGACUGCACAGACCUCCCACCCCAGACCAACCAGGCAUGGUUCUCCAGACUCUGGAUCCUCCCCUCAAUCCAGCCAGACACUCCACUCUCCCCAAGCCCAUCCUCUAACCUGGAAUCCCAACUAGCCACCCCUAGACUUUUGAACCCCUUUUCUGAUCCCCACCCUUGGACACACCCCACUUAUCCCAGGUCAACAGGGAUCCGGACCCUCAAACUGCACACACAUCCUCCAGUCUCCCCAGACUCUGCACAGAUACACUAGCCCUUCCCCAACUCUAACUAGACCCCUUCAGCCUUUGUCCCAACCCCUGAGUCUCCAGCCAGAUACCCCAGGCAACCCACCUCCCACUCUCCUCCUCCCUUUGUUCUCCAAGACCUAACCAGGCAGACGUUCCCCUUCAUUCCCCACCCUUCUCACUCCUUGAACUUCCUGUCGGCCCACUCCCCCAAUAAAUGUGCUGGAGCUGUGCUA